CUCAACUUGGAAGGACAGCGGGACCCAGUGACUUCUCCCAGCGCUGAAAGCGUUAAAUGCCAGCAGGCGCUUCAGGGGUUUUUUUUAGCUGUUUUUAGUAACUUCCUCUUUCUUUCCGGAAAAACAAAACUUUAGAGCCGGAGAAUGUCCUGAACGCAGCGACGAAGUACCGACACUCAGCUUGGCGAGGCGGUGGGAGGAUACUGGAUGUUCCUGGGGGGUUUUCCAUGUUUACACAAAGGCUGGAAAUGAACGCGUUCCCCCGAAAGAAUGCUGACAAGCCUGUUGUUCUUCACUAGUAUCACACUCUGUCCUGACUUGGUAGGACACCGGGCAGAUCACGCCAUUGCUGAUGAAGAUGAUGGACAUAUCGUGGCUGCUGGAAAGAAAAUCAAAGAAAAAAACCCCAAACAAAAGCCGGCAGGAACCCACCAGUUAUUACCAGCAGAGAUGAAGUGCAGUUUGUUGAAUUUGGAUUUCGGGACCGACGCGUUUGACGAUCAGUACAGAGGCUGCUCGGAAAUACUGAGGGAGGAGAUCAUGCCCAAAGUCCUGACGAUGGAGAAAGCCCUCAAUCCAGUCUUCGGUUCCGCGUGGGAACAGGCGGAAUCCCAAUGGAAGCGAAUGAAGCCCACCUUCCGUCUUCCUGUCGGGUUUCGGGAUGAGUUUGGAACGGCCAUUCGAGUCUACACGACGGAUUGGCCGACGGGGAACCCGGUCUACAAAAUGUUCAACGGGAACGUCAGCGUGGGGGGCCGCUCCAGGGACCACUACAUGCAGCGCUUUCACUUCAAGGCUCUUCACUUCUACCUGACCAGAGCUCUGCAGAUCCUGAAGAAGAACUCGAAGAGGAAGCAUCAGGCGUACCGAGGAACCGAUCAUUCCCACGAGGUGUCUGAAGCCCCCCUCCGCUUCGGGAGAUUCACAUCGACGUCUCUGAACGUGGAGGUCGCCAAGGAGUACGGCUCGGGGCUGCUGCUGGAAAUAACCACCUGCUUCGGAGUCGACAUUCACAGAAUCUCCUUUUUCCCCGAAGAACGGGAGGUUUUGGUACCGGUGGCCGAGAAGUUCCGUUACGUCGGAAGGAAGGGAAACGUUUACGUCAUUAACAGCACUUGUGAACUGUGCAGCUACUUUAACUGCGCGUAUUUAGGAGGGGAGAAGCAAGAAGCGCCAGAGUGCAGCAGCUCCGCUGUUUGAAGGGACUUUGUGGCCGGAUCAGGGUCUUUGGGGGCCGCGCAGGAGCUGAACACGGUAAUAUCUACCGGCUCUUUCGAGCCUGACCUUCUGAAACAUCCCAGAAUCCUCAGCGCAGACUGUAUCAUAAUCCUCCCUUCAGCCCGAGCAGGAAGUUGUGAGCUGCUUCCUGUUCUCCCCCCGACAUGUUUUAGGGACUUAAUUACUAAACCCUUCCAACCUCUAAUGAAACCCCUCGGCUGAAAUCCCAAAAGGUCGCGAUAAAUAAAUAGCGAUAAUUCUGUGAAAAUCCUUAUUUCAAACCCCAAGAAAAUGUGCAAAUGUGCCGGCUGUUUCCGUGGUUACUGCUUAGGCGCACAUUGGGGGAUCGUGUGCAAUGAGUUGUGAGAUUGUAGCGCCGGGGGUCGUUGGUGGCGCCCCCGCCUGGAUGGUAACCAGGAGAGCAGGACUACCCUGUCCCCCAAUAACCUCUGCAGAGACCAGUGGUGGACAUGUUGGGCCCUUGGGGUUAGUUAUGGUGGCGCUAGCCCUUUUAGUAUCCAUGGUUGCCCGGGGCCCCUGCCUUCGGUACAGGGAAAUGCAUGGGGCGCUGCCGGUCCUGCUUCUUCCUCCCUGUCACGCAUGCGGGUGAUGGAUGCGAUUGCACAGUACUGGCUGCGCUGGGGGACGGGGGAAUUUGGGGCAGAAUGGGGUACUUGCAGAGACACAAACUCUGAGGUGACGGCGUCGGCCAUGUUUUCUGGGACACAUAUAACUUUUACAUAUUGCUGACCGGCCCAUAUACAGAGCUGCCCUGCACUAUGUGUGAUGUAUAAACCAUGGAAGGAAUUGAUUGUAACACGGAGAUAAAGCCUCUGCUCUUUUACUCGGCGCUGACUCCCGCUUGCUGUCUUCACUCGGUUCUCGGCCAACUGUCUGGAGUGAGGUCUAUCAGUGCAGACUGUCUCUCAUUAGACAGCCGGCCAGGUGGGGGCGCUGCCAAUGAUCUCCCAACAGAGCGCAGGAUUGAGCUGUGACAGCGCCAUGUUAAGAGGUAACCAUGGAGGGCGAUGGUGACCAGGGCAAGUACUGCCCGGAGGGGGUUGAACACUUUUGUGUCCGGUGCCGUAUCCUGUGAGCCGGUAAUAUAUUAUAUUGUGUGUAUUAUUGUGUAACUGGCCCAGAGACUGAAUGUGGCUGCAGCUCCAGCCUUCAAAGAGACGAUCAGGUAACCCGGCUGGGGCUCUUAAUCAGCCAGCACAGCCCUGUCUGCCCCGCCGGCCCCCGCACUACAGGGGGGGAAUAACACAGGUGGGGGGAUAACACAGGUGGGGGAACCCAUCGUAUCCCUUAAUCCCCUCACCUGAUACAUCCCCUGUAUACUGAUGGGAUUUGUGAUGGGAUGUGAGUGAUGGGAUUGGGGGUUGGGUUCGGUGCACAGUGAAUGGAGAUUGUAUAUAAAGUUCUGUGUGUUUGUAAAUAAAGUUCUUGUUUUACUGUGAA
Spea bombifrons (plains spadefoot toad) is the source of this 2679-nucleotide messenger RNA. Its product is annotated as ecto-ADP-ribosyltransferase 5-like. The coding region runs from base 271 to 1200 and encodes 309 amino acids. The record is from RefSeq and is a predicted model, not a curated record. NCBI's taxonomy places the organism in Eukaryota, Metazoa, Chordata, Amphibia, Anura, Pelobatidae. Gene Ontology annotation, molecular function: NAD+ poly-ADP-ribosyltransferase activity; NAD+-protein-arginine ADP-ribosyltransferase activity. The transcript is spliced from 6 exons.